Rangifer tarandus platyrhynchus (Svalbard reindeer) is the source of this 408-nucleotide messenger RNA. The record is from the annotation of a GenBank genome assembly. NCBI's taxonomy places the organism in Eukaryota, Metazoa, Chordata, Mammalia, Artiodactyla, Cervidae.
AUGAUUGCAGUGAAUGUGGGAAAUUCUUUAGCUAUAAGUCUGACCUCAUUACUCACCAGAGAAUUCUUACUAGAACAAGGCCUUAUGAAUGCACGGAAUGUGGGAAGUCUUUUAGCCAGAGCUCUCAUGUCAUUAAACGGCAAAGAGUUCACACUGAAGAAAGGCCUUAUGAGUGCAGUGAAUGGGAAAUUCUUUAUUUCCUUCACCCACCUGUUCCAACACCACAGAGUUCACACUUGUUUAAGGUCUCAUGUGAUGAAUGUGGAAAAUAGUUUACCAACUCAUCCAACCUCAUUAAACACCAGAGAGUUCACAUUGGAGAAAGGCUACUUGAGUGUAGUCAAUAUGGAAAAUCCUUUAGCUGCCUCAUUUCACACUGUAGAAUUCACAUGGGGCAAAGCCUUAUGA